Molecule: messenger RNA, 3479 nt
Organism: Spea bombifrons (plains spadefoot toad)
Lineage: Eukaryota; Metazoa; Chordata; Amphibia; Anura; Pelobatidae
Gene: SGSM2
Product: small G protein signaling modulator 2
Exons: 24
Coding region: 111-3293 (1060 amino acids)
Molecular function (GO): GTPase activator activity
Source: RefSeq, a predicted model, not a curated record
GGGAGGGAACAGAUCAUCGGUCUCAGACAGGCACUGGGGCUCGGGGUAUUAACCAAGGCUGCUAAGAGCAUCAUCUGCCCCCCUAGCAUCAGCAUCUCACUGAAGGCACCAUGAGCUGCUCAGAUGAUAGUACCAAGGAGAAGCUUCUAUGGAACGUCAAGAAGGAGGUGAAGCAGAUUAUGGAAGAAGCUGUUACAAGGAAGUUUGUACAUGAAGAUAGCAGCCACAUAAUUGCUCUGUGUGGAGUGGUGGAGGCAUGUCUGUUGCAUCUCUUGAAGCGGAGGGCGGCCGGCUUCCUGCGUAGUGAUAAAGUUGCUGCAUUGUUCAUGAAGGUCGCCAAGACUUGCACAACGGCUGCAGAUAUAUGCAAGAAAGUUCAGGACCUGCAGCAGCAGGGGGACGGGAGGAAGAACCCCUCUGGUGGUCAAGAGUCCUUAAAAAGACAGGGCUCAACGACAGGAAGGACUGUCGCACUUACCCCACAAGCCCUUAAACAUAUUUGGGUGCGUACCGCCCUGAUAGAAAAGGUACUGGAUAAAAUUGUGCAAUACAUCGUGGAUAACUGCAGCAAAUAUUAUGAGAAGGAAUCAUUGAUGUCGGAUGCAGUUUGUGGUCCUAUUCUGGCUUCUCUUCUGGUAGGGCCAUGUGCUUUGGAAUACACAAAGCUAAAAACAGCUGAUCACUACUGGACUGAUCCCUCUGCGGAUGAACUGGUUCAGAGGCACAGAAUCCAUGGGACUCAUAGCCGGCAAGACUCCCCAUGCAAGCGUCCAGCACUAGGUAUCAAAAAGCGUCAUUCCAGUGGCAGCAUGUCUGAGGAUAAAUUUGCAGCAUCAGCUAGAGAAUACGUGGAGUCGCUUCAUCAAAACUCCAGAGUGCAUCUUCUGUAUGGGAAAAACAAUGUUCUGGUGCAGCCAAAAGAAGAUAUGGAAGCAAUCCCUGGGUAUCUCUCCUUGCACCAGAGUGGUGAGAACCUGACAUUAAAGUGGACACCAAAUCAGUUGUUAAAUGGAACGCUAGGAGACAAUGAGUUGGAGAAGAGUGUGUUCUGGGAUUACGCAUUGAUCGUACCCAUAAGUCAGAUCGUCUGCAUCCAUUGCCAUCAGCAGCAAAGUAAAGGAGUCCUUGUCUUGGUGAGUCAGGAUGGCAUUCAGAGACCUCCGCUCCACUUCCCCCCAGGAGGUCAUCUUCUUGCCUUUCUAUCUUGUCUGGAAAAUGGACUUUUACCAAGAGGACAGUUAGAGCCUCCGUUGUGGUCCCAACGUGGAAAGGGGAAAGUAUUCCCAAAACUGAGAAAAAGACACAGUUCUAACAAAUCGGUUGAUAUGGAUGAGAACAUUGUGGAAGAGAUAUACACAGACUAUGUCUUCAGGAUCAUCUAUGCAGGACACAGGCAUGAUAACAUCACAAUUAACUACCACCACUUAGCUGCCAGUCGUUCCGUCUCUGUUGAUGAUGAUGAGGAAGAAGAAGAUAGGCUUCACGCCAUGUUAUCCAUGAUCUCUUCUCGGAACCUCACAGCUCCUAAUACAAUGAAAGACUCCAACGAUGUGAUAGAGAUGCAAGGUUUCGGUGCUAAUCUUUUACCCUGGCAGCUCAACGAGUUCUGCAGUCAGGGCUCUUCCUGUGUCUCCUGCUCAACCGGCAGUUCUCCGUAUGAUAUUUCCACCUGCUGCAGUUGUGUCCAUGACAGGACACCACUGAAACUGCUGUGUGAAAACAUGAAAAGACAGAUUGUCUCCAGAGCCUUCUAUGGAUGGCUUGCCUAUUGCCGUCACUUGUCCACUGUCCGGACACAUCUCUCUGCCCUUGUUCAUCAUUCAAUUAUUCCCCCGGAUAAACCAGCAGAUGCAUCUGGAGGCUUAACCAAAGAAGUGUGGAGCAAAUAUCAAAAAGAUAUGAAGAAUUACAAGGAGCUUGAGUUGUUGAGGUUGGUAUAUUACGGAGGGGUGGAACAUGAAAUCCGAAAAGAAGUUUGGCCAUUCCUUCUUGGCCAUUACAAAUUUGGGAUGAGUAAAAAAGAAAUGGAUCGGGUUGAUGAAGCAAUUGCUUCCAAGUACCAGAAAGUCAUGGCAGAAUGGAAAGCCUGUGAGAUCAUAGUGAAACAGAGAGAGAAGGAGUCUCACUCUGCCAUAUAUGCCACUCUCUCCUCCGGGAGCAGCAUUGACAGCCACGUGCAGCGUUUGAUACAUAGGGACUCUACAAUUAGCAAUGAUGUUUUCAUGUCAACAGAAGAAUUAGAUAUAUCAGAUUUGAAAGGACGGAACGAUAAAUCAUCCAAUCCGGCUAAUGCUGGUCAAGGUAAUACCGUGGUCAUAGCAGCAGCAGAACCUCAGCAGUCGGUGGAAUUUGACUCUCCAGAUUCUGGUCUUCCCUCUUCUCGAAAUUACUCAGUGACCUCCGGCAUUCUUUCCAGCAUUGAUGACGGACAGAGCAUAUGCUUUGAAGAGGAAGAGUCAAGUACAGAGUCUGAUAGGACAGAAAUGAGUGUGCCUCAUGCACGAAAAACCAAGGGAAUCCUCAAAAUGCAGGACUCUAUAUGUGAAGAGCAGCUCUGUUCUCAGCUAGAAUAUUUAAGGACUUCAGAAGAUAUCUCUUCCUUGUGCCCCACGUCUUAUACGAUAGAAUUACUGGAUACAGUUGCCUUAAAUUUGCAUCGGAUUGAUAAAGAUGUACAGCGGUGUGAUCGUAAUUACUGGUAUUUCACAGCUGACAAUUUAGAAAAGCUGCGGAACAUCAUGUGCAGCUAUGUGUGGGAGCAUCUGGAUGUUGGAUAUGUCCAGGGAAUGUGUGACCUCUUGGCUCCAUUGAUGGUCGUGUUGGAUAAUGAUUUGAUGGCAUACAGCUGCUUCACUCAGCUCAUGAGAAGAAUGAGUCAGAAUUUUCCAAAUGGAGGAGCAAUGGACACGCAUUUCGCAAACAUGCGAUCUUUGAUCCAGAUAUUGGAUUCUGAACUAUUUGAACUCAUGCACCAGAAUGGAGACUACACCCAUUUUUACUUCUGUUACCGCUGGUUCCUGCUGGAUUUUAAAAGAGAGUUGCUGUAUGAAGAUGUAUUUGCUGUAUGGGAGGUUAUCUGGGCAGCUAAACACAUAUCCUCGGAGCAUUUUGUGCUUUUUAUCGCCCUUGCUCUGGUAGAGGUUUAUCGGGAGAUUGUACGAGACAAUAACAUGGAUUUCACCGAUAUCAUCAAGUUUUUUAAUGAAAUGGCUGAACACCAUGACGCACAAUUAAUUCUGAGGAUAGCACGGGAGCUGGUGCACAAGGUCCAAACUCUUAUAGAAAAUAAAUGAAGAUCCCCGUGGCUCAAGUUGAAAGCUGGAUCAUCAUACAGAGGUGCUGAAAAGGCCUUCAACUGUGUCUAGCAGCAUCUUAACUUGCACUGUAAAUCUAUAAAGGACAUGAUCAGGAUAUUUUUCACUUGAUGUGCUGAAUCUUUUACAUUUGUAACAUAAAAAGAAUUCCUCAAGGCUGCAAAA